Folsomia candida is the source of this 1589-nucleotide messenger RNA. RefSeq names its product cyclopropane-fatty-acyl-phospholipid synthase-like. Bases 72 to 1307 code for a protein of 411 amino acids. The transcript has 3 exons. Gene Ontology annotation, biological process: lipid biosynthetic process. Lineage: Eukaryota; Metazoa; Arthropoda; Collembola; Entomobryomorpha; Isotomidae. The record is from RefSeq and is a predicted model, not a curated record.
UAAGCUGUUGUUAUUUUUGUGCGCAGAAAAAUUGUCACAGUUUUAUACUAUACAUACAUAUACAUAUUAACAUGAUUUUGAUUAAUCAAAACAUGAUUUUGUAUAAAGGAAUAAAAUUUAUAAUUAAACUGUACAGAAAAUUGGAAUUGUUUUUCCUCACACUAUUUCCAAAUUUAGUAGAAAAAUACGUACAGUACCAUUUCGGAAGGAGUGGAGUGGAAUUCAAUGGAAUCCGGAGAUGGGACAUCCAGGUCAAGGACAAAUCGCUCUACCCUCGUAUCGUAAAUCAUGGUCCCCUUGGUCUCGGCGAAGGCUACAUGGACGGACAAUGGGAAUGUGAGGACAUUUCCGCCAUGGCAUUCAACCUCUUUCACGGCGAUGCUUUAGCUGUUGUAAAUUGGUUUCAUCCCUGGAACAGAUUUCUCAAUUAUAUGUCUUGCUCCUACUUUAAUCUCCAGAGUCAAUCGAGGAGUUGGGAAGUUGGUGAAAAGCACUACGAUCUGGGCGACGAUUUAUUCGAAUCUUUCAUGGACUCAUCGAUGAACUACACGUGCGGCUACUGGAAAAAUGCCAGCACCUUGGCUGAAGCCCAAUACAACAAGAUGGAACUCGUCGCCUCCAAGCUUAAUCUGAAACCAGGAAUGCGAAUUCUUGACAUGGGUUGUGGUUGGGGUGGGUUGUGUCACCACCUCGCAAAAAAUUACCACGUGUCCGUCGUAGGAAUCACAAUAUCGCGCGAUCAGGUCGUCGCCGCGAGGAAACGGUGCGCCAACUUACCCGUAGAAAUUCGACUGAUUGAUUACCGGGAUUUAUUAACGAACAAUAAAGACGAACAGUUUGACCGCAUCGUUUCAAUCGGCAUGUUGGAGCACGUGGGGAAAAACAACCACAAAACGUUUUUUAACACGGUGCACAAGUGCUUAACUCGGGACGGAAUUUUCUUCUUGCAUUCAAUCGGAAUUGACAACUAUCACACGCCGUGCUCCGAACCUUGGUUGACGACGUACAUCUUCCCCAAUGGAUAUGUCCCUUAUCAUAAAGAGAUUAUUGAAGGGAUUGAAAAUCUGUUUGUGUUAGAAGAUUGGCAAAAUUUUGGGAAUGACUACACUAAAACUUUGGAGGCUUGGUGGACCAAUUUUGAGCUAAAUUGGCCCAAAAUUAAGGACAAGUAUGGUGAAAGGUUUUUCAGAAUGUGGAAAUAUUUUUUCCAGUUUCAUACUGGAGCGUUUAAAUCGAGAAAAGGUCAUGUUUGGCAGAUCGUUUUGAGCAAAGAGGGCAUUUUAGGGGGGUAUUAUGCUGGAAGGUGAAUAUUGUAGAAUAUGUAUAUAGUAAAGGUGGUUCAGUAUUUCAGUAAUUUUUUUAACUAGCAGAUUGUAAAUAAAUACACAUACAUAUUUACAUAAUUAGUAUUAAUAUGUAUAUCUUACAUAUGUCUCUGACUUUAAAUUAAGGUCGUAAAUAUACGUGAUGCUGGUUAAAAAAUCUAAAUAAAUUGCCUGUAGUUAACUUAGAACACUUCUAUCAAAAACCUUGUAAAUUUAUAGAUACUAAAUAAAGUAUGUAGGACAAUAAAUUUAAAAUUUACGAUA